This is a messenger RNA of Brassica napus (rape), 1680 nucleotides long. RefSeq lists its product as uncharacterized. The transcript has 2 exons. The coding region runs from base 904 to 1617 and encodes 237 amino acids. Gene Ontology annotation, molecular function: deSUMOylase activity. Gene Ontology annotation, biological process: protein desumoylation. Gene Ontology annotation, cellular component: nucleus. Lineage: Eukaryota; Viridiplantae; Streptophyta; Magnoliopsida; Brassicales; Brassicaceae. The record is from RefSeq and is a predicted model, not a curated record.
GGGAAGGAUUUGGGACGUGCCUUAAGGAGAUCAAGUAUCUGUCGGAAAGGGUGGAAGCUGUGGAGAAGAAGGUUAGUAUCACCACAAAACGGAAAGGGACAUCAUCUCAAAACACUACCUCUCCACCUAAACCGACGCUCGAACCCGGGAGUGAAAGUGUUAAUGGGACGAACGCGGGAAGGAAGAGCUUGGCGGAGGAUAAAGGUCCAGAUGUGUCCGCAGCUGUGCCCGCAGAUGCUAGUUCCUCGAAAGAUAAAGCUCCAGAACGGAGCCUUGUUCUAUUGGACAAAAAUCAACCCACUGUUUCUGAUUUACAGAAGAAGGAUGCUAGAUAUCAGGAAAAGAGGGAUGCUGCUAUGGCACUUUGCCGUGCAAAGAGUGAUCGAACAAGGAAACUUGCUGCCUCACAGCAAUCUCCUUAUACGGCAAACAGCACGGCCAGAGUGAUCAUUUCAAAUAGAAAGCUUUAUCCAGGCUAUAAUCUUUUUCACCAAUUGACAAGAAGAAGUUGAAGGAGCUCGCUGAUUGGUUGAAAACUUGUCCGUAAGUGUUUGUUUUUCCCAUAAUCGCUUGCUUUUCCCAUAAUAGCUUGCUUUAGUCUACAAAAACUGAUUGCUUUUCAACAUUUUGUGUUUGCAGUCAUUAUAGAACAACUCUCGAUAAAAAACCACGUAAAAGUAGAACUUGGUGGUAUCAAAUCCUCCGAACCUCCUUAGAGUGGCUGGAGGACUGUGUAAGUCUUCUGCUAUGACUUAGAUGACUUACUGAUAAGUCGUCUACGUAGACGACUUAUCAGACGACUUAGUUCGUCUACGAAUUACUUGUAAGUUGUCUGGUAAGUCGUCUACGUAGAAGACUUACCAGUAAGUCGUCUGAUAUCUUCUGACUUGUACUCUAUUUUAUAUGCAGCAUAUUGAUGCUUGGAUUAAUGUGCUGAGGAAGAGGUACGACGCUAACCCACAACAUUUCAGGAGCGAGAGAAUGUUCUUCCUUGAUCAUCUCUUUGCUCAGAAAUGGAGAUUCAACUUCAAGGAUUUUAAGGGCUCGGAGCCCGAUCAGAAUGGUUUAGGAAGAAGACUCCCUGGUGGGGCGUGGAAUUAUUAUGCAGGCACUAUACCAUCAUUUUGCCAAUCGAACAAGGUUUGGGGGACGGAUAUUGAUGAUAUCUAUGCGCCAGUGAACUUCGCCGACACUCAUUGGAUUGCUAUGUUAAUAUCGAUCCCUAAGAGGCACAUAGUCGUCUUUGACAGCAUUUGUUCCAGUAUCUCCCCAGAAGAACUCGAUGUGGUAAUGGAACCUUUUCUCUACAUGGUCCCUUAUCUGCUUGUUGAGUGCGCUUCCUCAGAUGAACAACGUGCCCAAUACAGCCUGGAGCCAUUCACAUAUGAGAGACCGACCAAUAUACCUCCGGCCGGAGCUGGUGAUUGUGGCGUGUACACUCUAAAUUAUAUUGAAUGUCAUGCUCUUGGGAUAGAGUUUAGUAAAAAAGACUUUGCUAAGGCCAACGGGAAGAGUAUGAGGGAUAAGAUAGCGGUGGAUAUAUUUCAAGAGCUUCCUGACACGCAUGAGUUCGAAAACAAGGACAUGGAUGACAACCUGGAUGUGUAUGACGGGUGAUUAACAGGCCACGUUAGAUUAUUUUGUAUGAUAGAUUAGGCUGAUGUGUGUAUUUGAACUUGA